Molecule: messenger RNA, 1344 nt
Organism: Vespa crabro (European hornet)
Lineage: Eukaryota; Metazoa; Arthropoda; Insecta; Hymenoptera; Vespidae
Product: dnaJ homolog subfamily C member 28
Exons: 5
Coding region: 157-1263 (368 amino acids)
Source: RefSeq, a predicted model, not a curated record
CUGGUAAUAAAUGUUUAUAAAAAUGCUUCAAGAAUUACAUAUAUAGGUUAUAAUCUUAAAUAACGAUUAUAUAAUAAAUCAUAAAUCAAUGAUUAUACCUAUUGAUACUUCUAUCCAUUAGUUUCUGUUUAUAAUAACUAUUAGUUAAUUAAAAAUAUGUUAACUUUCAACUGUACAUGUGUGAAUGGGAGUAAACAAUUUGCUCGUGUAUCUUUCACAGACAUGCUUUUUCUAAAACGGUUAAAACAUCGUACUUCUGCAAAAUCUGUGAAGCAACUAUAUCAAACACUUGGAGUAAAUGAAGAUUGCGAAGAUGAAACGCUUAGGCUUGCCUUUAUACAUCUAGCCAAACAGUUCCAUCCAGAUAGUGGAGCAUCAGAAGCUGAUGCAGUUAAAUUUGCAGAAGUUGAAAGUGCCUAUAGAGAAAUACGAAAGCUACGCAAUGAUUUGAAAGAAACUAAUUCUCAAUUGUUACCGGAUGUUGAAGAAUUUGACAUUAAGCAUACAGCACCACAACAUCGUCAUUAUUUAAACUAUGAUGUUGGUAUAGGAACACUAAGUAAACGACAAAGGUUACACACUAUUGAAAGAGCACAAAAAGCUGUUGAAAAUGUUAUGGAACAUAGAUUAAAAACAUUACAAGCAGAAGAACGUAAUACAUUAAUUGGAAUGGAUAAAAAACGUGCUCAAGACAUUAAGACACGUUAUGGUAUGGAUCGAUUGGUAGAAGAUUUGAUUCAAGAGGCAAUGAAUAAAGGUGAAUUUAGCGAUCUUCCGGGCAUUGGGAAACCUUUAAAAAAUAUCAAUAGACAAAACCCGUAUGUUGAUUUCACUACCCACAAAUUAAAUCAGGUACUGAUAGAAAACGGAUUCACUCCAGAAUGGAUACAGCUUUCAAAGGAGAUCAGAGAAGAAACAAAAGAAUUACAAAAAUUAUUAACAGAAGCGCGCAAUGAAUUGGGUUUAAUUCCAUUGAAUUUAGAAGAAAGAGAAAGUUGGAAAAAAACUAUUGAAAAUUUUAAACCAUUCAUUAAAAAUUUAAACAACAAAAUUGAUAAAUAUAAUUUACUUGUACCUAUACUUCAAAAACAAAUGCUUCACGUAAACAUAGAAACUCUAGCGGAACAAGUAUUAUCCAAAGAACCAAUUAGAUCAGCAAAACAGAAAUCAGUAAAAAAAGAUAUAAACAAUACUUUUAAUAACGAUAAUAAUCUUGACAUUUUCAACUUAUUUCAAACAAUCUUCAGAAAAAAGAUCACUUGAAGAUAAAAUAUUUAAUAAAGUAUAUAAAAAAUGUUAAUGUUUACCAAACAUCUAGAAUAUAUAGUUAGUGAUUAAAAAAUA